This is a messenger RNA of Labeo rohita (rohu), 5125 nucleotides long. It is a transcript of the gene gabrg1, whose product is annotated as gamma-aminobutyric acid type A receptor subunit gamma1. NCBI's taxonomy places the organism in Eukaryota, Metazoa, Chordata, Actinopteri, Cypriniformes, Cyprinidae. The transcript is spliced from 9 exons. Gene Ontology annotation, biological process: signal transduction; chloride transport; synaptic transmission, GABAergic. The record is from RefSeq and is a predicted model, not a curated record. Bases 260 to 1630 code for a protein of 456 amino acids. Gene Ontology annotation, molecular function: GABA-gated chloride ion channel activity; transmitter-gated monoatomic ion channel activity involved in regulation of postsynaptic membrane potential; GABA-A receptor activity. Gene Ontology annotation, cellular component: neuron projection; dendrite membrane; GABA-A receptor complex.
CAGCAGAACGCUGGAUGAACGCAGCGGUGCCGCAAUCAGCGAAAUCCCGCAUUCACCAUUCACAUCCACACCGCGUCUGCUGCCUGACAUAAAGACUAUAGGCUCCAGCUAUAUGCAUUUGUCUAGACAGCAACUGACAGCAUACGCUGACGCUUUUAACCACCACGUUAAGAAUCGCUUAAAUCUCUCAAAGGUUUGAUCGUCUUUAAGCUUUAAUUCAUUUCGGAAAUCGUUUGAUUAUAAACCGAGCGUUUGCACGAUGGUUGUGCUGCAUCGCCGCCGGAGGAAAGAGACGCUGGUUUGGCUGCUGCCCGGUCUGCUUGGAGUCUGCAUGGCAUUUGGCCCGAGCAAAGCAGAGGAGGAAGAUUACGAGGAUGUCCCCAUAAAUAAAACUUGGGUUUUAUCACCAAAGGUCUACGAGAGCGACGUCACCCUUAUCCUAAACAAAUUACUGCAAGGUUAUGACAACAAACUGAGACCAGAUAUCGGAGUGAGACCGACUGUGAUCGAGACGGCAGUGUACGUGAACAGCAUAGGCCCAGUAGAUCCUAUCAACAUGGAGUACACCAUAGACAUCUUCUUUGCUCAAACGUGGUACGACAGCAGACUCAAAUUCAACAGCUCAAUGAAACUCCUCAUGCUCAACAGCAACAUGGUGGGAAAAAUCUGGAUCCCUGACACCUUUUUCCGCAACUCACGUAAAUCCGAUGCCCACUGGAUCACGACACCCAAUCGCCUUCUGCGGCUCUGGAGCAAUGGAAGAGUGAUGUAUACUCUAAGGUUGACUAUUAAUGCGGAAUGCUACCUUAAGCUGCAUAACUUUCCCAUGGAUGAACAUUCGUGCCCUCUGGAGUUUUCAAGCUAUGGGUAUCCAAAGAACGAGAUCCAGUAUAGAUGGCAGCGCCGUUCGGUUGAGGUUGCAGACCAACGAUACUGGAGACUUUACCAAUUUGCCUUUGUGGGUCUACGGAACACUUCUGAUGUGGCGCACACUCAGUCUGGAGAAUAUGUGGUUAUGACCAUUUUCUUUGACCUGAGCCGGAGAAUGGGCUACUUCACCAUCCAGACUUACAUCCCCUGCAGCAUGAUUGUGGUUUUGUCCUGGGUCUCUUUCUGGAUUAACAAGGAUGCUGUGCCUGCCAGAACAUCUUUAGGUAUCACAACUGUGCUCACCAUGACAACUCUAAGCACUAUAUCCAGGAAGUCCUUGCCGAAGGUGUCGUAUGUGACAGCCAUGGAUCUGUUUGUGUCCGUCUGCUUCAUCUUCACCUUUGCUGCGCUUAUGGAAUACGGGACCCUGCAUUAUUUCACAAGCAAUCGACAGAACAAGAAGACCAAAUCAAGCCACGCACAGAAACCCAGCAUGGUUAACAUCAGACCAGGGACAUCUCUGCUGCAGAUGAACAGUAUUGCUCCCUACCACGAGGAUGACGAUUAUGCGUACGAAUGUCUGGAUGGGAAAGACUGCACCAGUUUCUUCUGCUGCUUCGAUGAUUGUCGCUCCGGAGCUUGGCGUGAGAACAGAAUGCAUGUCCACGUCUCCAAAAUCGACUCCUACUCCCGAAUAUUCUUCCCAACCGCCUUUGGCCUCUUCAACCUUGUCUACUGGAUUGGAUAUCUGUAUCUUUAAAGAUGUUGGGCAAGUUGGAGAGGGACUCAGUUCUAGAAAUACUUGCAAAUCAUCUGUAAAUUCUCCAUCUGCUAAAUCUGGCAGCAUAAAUCUUUGAGAGAAGGGGACGCUUGAGGCUUGAUUUGGAUGUAUUAGUACUUAAAGGAAACCCUGGGUAUUAAGACUUGUAUGGCUUAAUAUAACUUAAAUGAUGUCUCUUACUGAAAUAUAUAGUAGAAAACCUACAAAAGACUUACGUUAUUUAAAAAAUCCAUACAUAUUUUGGACUAUGGGGUGCACCAUUAUUUUCGAUUUUGUCAAAUGGUUGCACUCAGUGAGCUACUGGCACUACCUGUUGCUAUUUUUACCACAACUCAGAAUACACAACUAAUAAAAUACUGAUACAAUGCCACAUUGUGGCUUUUGAUUGUAAUUUUCAGUUGAAGGGCAACAAGAGAAGCGAUGCAAGUCUUCACUGCUUUUCCUAGCGAAAAGAAGAGAAGAAAACAAUGGGCAGAUACCUGUGGACGAAUAAACCUUCCUAGUACCUUUUGAGGCAUUUAGUAGACCACAGCUACCGAAAGAGCUUACAAACGGCAGAGACAAGAAAUGCUAGAUGCCAUCCUGGCAGGAUGUAAACAUGCUGACACUUGUCAUGAUGCCGCAGCCACUGAAGGAGUUUCUCAGCAUGGAUUUUACUUGAUAUUGGGGAGCGUUUAGACUCCUUGUGGGGAAAAAUCAAUGGUACAGAAUUUGGUUUAAGUCUACGCUUAUAUACAUUGCCACCUGCAAGCUUUUUCAGUGACUGUGGUCAUUGUAUCAGUAUUUUAUUUUCCAAAUUGCAUUGCGGUAAAAAUAGCAACAGGUUGUCAUCGUUUCAUCGAAAUAAUGGCACCCCCCCAUAGUCCAUUAUAUAUAUAAACUUGUGGAUUUUAAAAAUAAUGUACAUUUUUUGGGGUUUCUACUACAAAUUUCAGUAGGAGACAUCAUUUACAUUAUAUUUAGCCAUACUGUACAAGUGUACCUGGUAUUUGAUUUACUGAAAAAUAUAUAUAAAACCCUUGUUUAAAAAAUAACAGCAUAUGCUGGUUAGGUAUGUUUUGAAGCAUGACUGCUGGUUUGAGCUGGUUUAAGGUAGUCCUUAGCACAUGACCAGCUUAAACCAGCUAAUGACCAGCUAAACUCUCAAAAAUAAAGGUGCUUCACAAUGCCAUAGAAGAACCUUUUUUGUCUAAAUGGUUCCAUAAAGAACCUUUAACAUCUGAAGAACUUUCUGUUUUACAAAAUAGUUCUUUGUGGCAAAAGAAGGUUCUUCAGAUUAUAAAAAGGCAAAAAAGAGAUGGGUCUUUAAAGAACCUUUGACUGAAUGGUUCUUUAUAGAACCAAAAAUGGUUCUUCUAUGGCAUCGCUGUGAAGAACCUUUUAAAGCACCUUUAUUUUUAAGAGUGUAAGGACCAGCUCAAACCAGCAGCCAUGCGUCAAACAGGGACAAUGUGGAGUUUUUAAAUAACGUAAACCUUUCAUGGGUUUUCUACUACAAAUUUCAGUAAGAGACUUUUAUGUUAUAUUUAAGCCAUACAAGUCUUAAUAGCCGAGGUAUCUGGUAUUUUUAUUGGAGAAUUUGAAUCUUAGAAGGACAAUUACUGUGAUACUGUAUUGAUGCCAACUGAAUAUUAGCAGCUAUCUUGGUUUGUGAGAAGGAAAUGCUAACAGUUUGGUUUUUUAUUAGUUAUGCAGGCCAUAUCAAACCUUGCCUAGUGAUGUCUUAAAAGCACCUGCAUUUUUGAUAACUGAAGUAUUGUUAGCAUCACUAUUGCAAAUAUGACAGAACUUCAGGUUAUUAUCUCUCUGGCUGAAGCAAAAUAUUAUUAUUUGCAAUGAAAAGUAGAUAGUCGCUUCUGAUACUAAUUUUCCAAGAAAAACAUAUCUAGCUACACUAAUAUGUACAUGUUAAUCUCUCAAAAUGUUUUUUUUUUAAAUAGCUGCAUUUCUGUGUGAAUUACCUGCAUUCAGUUGAGUACUAAACAAACCAAAGCAUAGAUAUUUGAAGGUUGCGUGAAUAGAAUUUUGUUCUGCUCCAGAAUUACCCAGAAGCCAUUUACUUGGAAUUAGCCUAUAAUGAUACUGUGAAAUGUUCUUGACUUGAACUAAUAAGCUGUCUCUGCAAUAGAUGACACAAUGAAAUGCCAGUGUGCCCAAGAUAAAAGGGUUCACAUGUAAUUUUUUAUAUAUCAAACAAAAGGAAUAGAGCAGCCUUUACAAUUCACAAAUGUUCAGUGUCCUUUAGUACAAAUUAGAGUUCAUCACUCUCUUCCGUAUUCAAGACGGCAUUUUGUCUCUCCUCGCGAAUGGCUAGAUUUCUGUCAGCGUAAUUGCAUGACUCAUCUGAGCUCCUACGGCUAAUCAACCCAUAUUUGGAAACGGGUCUGAUGGACUUUCUUCAGCAGAAGAGCUCUAGACAGACCCGUCUCAAAACUACAGCAUCUGAAAAUGAACAGUCUUCAUAACACAAACCACGGAUGCCUUCUCCAUUGAUAACAGUCUAAAUCAAAGGCCAUUUAAUAUGGAUUUGUCUUGCAUUAGGUUAAAUCUGAUCUCAGAGUCCUGUUCAAUUUGAGAAACAGAUGAACUGAGCUUGCGAGCAAAAGUGCCAUGUCUUGACCCGGCUCUCAGAACAUCUGUACACAAAAUGUACAAGUGUUUUUCUCAAUCUCCUGUUGUGCUUUCGGCUGUUGCUUGUUUUAUUUGAUGCUUCCAUGUGGUUUGUCUUUUGCUGGGUGUUAUCUUGAUCAUAGACUGCUCUGUUGUCUCCCUUUCUGAACAUCUGUUGUGUACUGUGUUGUGCCCUGUAGCUGUAUAUACUCUAUACUAUUGUCUUUCUUAAUGACAGCCUCGCAGACUCAUGCAACAACCAGAUGAUAGUACAAAUAAAAAUAUACCGAAAGAUGAUCUAUUUAUAUUUUUGCAUAUAAAUAGAUUAUGUCGAAAAUCAUCUGUUUCUGACCUUUAAUAAUCAGAUCAGUGACCUUCAUGUAUCUGUGUGAGCGUGUGCAUGUGUGUCUGUACGUGAGUGUGUAAUAAAAGCAGACUCCGUCCCUCACCGUACAUCUCUGCGCUCCGCUCUCCACUCGUUCUAGGUGUUGUCGUCGUGUCUUCUGUAAAUGCUGACCUUCAUGCUUUUUACGUGUUCAUAUGUUUUUGUAGCUCUGAACACUGUGAGUAAUAAAACAGUGCCUGCAAAACAUUAAUAAAAUUCUACGCUCUCUCAAACUCUGCUGAUGAUUUUGCAUCUUAUCGAAAUCCCAAAGCGCUGGGAUAAAAAGGAUGAAUGUAUUUUCCUUCUGGCGGGUAUUCUUGUAAUAAUGCUUUGUUAAUAUCGCAAUUAGUUUUAUAAUUAUUGCCACAAGUGAAUGAGCAACAACAUUUACAUACACAUAAAUUAAAUUUCAGUCAUUUAUGGAUCUUAAUUGUUAUUUCACACAUGGGUGAGGAAGAUAAGAUGAGUUACUCCAUCUU